Ceratina calcarata is the source of this 2429-nucleotide messenger RNA. RefSeq names its product D-glucuronyl C5-epimerase (gene Hsepi). Gene Ontology annotation, biological process: heparan sulfate proteoglycan biosynthetic process. Gene Ontology annotation, molecular function: heparosan-N-sulfate-glucuronate 5-epimerase activity. NCBI's taxonomy places the organism in Eukaryota, Metazoa, Arthropoda, Insecta, Hymenoptera, Apidae. Bases 414 to 2114 code for a protein of 566 amino acids. Gene Ontology annotation, cellular component: Golgi apparatus. The transcript has 6 exons. The record is from RefSeq and is a predicted model, not a curated record.
GCUGCUGCCACUGCGGACUGCAUGCAACUGCAUGCAUUUAUUUUUUAAUGAGAUAAAUCGAGCACGGAAAUAAACUUGAGGUCAAGUUUCGGCUGUUCUUGAUAAUAACACGAGUGACAUGUAUGAAACAUUCGCUGAUGUCAUUAAUAAUCGAUGAUUAAGCCCGGAAGGAUCCCAAUGGAAAGCGCGCAAUGUAUUUCCAUAAAAUGGGUGGACACAUGUACGGGCUUUGAAAGCUGUCACUGGGCGCUACCAUUUAUUUUUUGUUUUUCGUCGAAUAUUCGAUAUUCUACUAUUCUCCGAAACGGAUAUCACGAUUUCUGAGAAUGGAGAAGAUAAUGCCUUAUCUGAAUCGAAAUCGAUUUUAACAGACAGUUGGAAAAGAGAAUAUAAUUAACAUUCUGUUUUGUAGGAUGAUGAGGUUGAAUUUUAAAACAGUAUUACUUGUGAUAGUAGUUGCAGUAUUAAGUUCAAUAUUAACAUCAUGGAACAAUUGUGGCAGUCCAUCAUUUUUCAAAAGUACUGACUGGAAGUCCAAAUUCCAGAAUAGAGACAAAUUGAAUGUGGAAACUGGAUAUCAAGAAAUAGACUGUCACAUAAAUGGAGAUUACUCCAUUGGAUGCCGCAAGGAAGGAGAUGAAGUUUAUAUACCGUUUUCAUUUAUUCAUAAAUACUUCGAGAUUUAUGGGAAGCUAGCGACUUACGAUGGCUUGGAAAGAUUUGAAUGGUUGCAUAGUUAUUCAAAAAUUGUCAAUCCCAAAGGGAAAUAUGAUCCCAGAGGAGUAUUCAUGACUUUCGAGAACUAUAACGUCGAAGUCCGCGAUCGCGUUAAAUGCAUUAGCGGGAAUGACGGAGUGCCGAUAUCUACUCAGUGGGAAAGUCAAGGAUAUUUUUAUCCUACUCAAAUUGCUCAAUUCGGGCUGUCGCAUUAUAGUAAAAAUUUAACGGAACCAGAACCUCGCAGGAAGAUCAUAGAAGAUUCGGAUAAAGUUAAAAGGGAAUGGAUUAUACUACAAGGAUCUAUCGCGAGCAGAGUGUACGAUAAACACGUCAACAGCCACGUGAUGAAAUUUGCGACGCCAGAAACAAGCACUUCCGGGAUCACUUUAAAAUUGGAUCACGUACUAGAUUUUGUAUUGAAAUGGGACUUCAACAUCAAGGACAAUGGGAGCAUUAUGGUCACGCUGCAAUCGAGGGAGAGGAAGGAAAUAUAUUAUCUUCAUUAUGUCAGUAGUAACGUAGUAUUGCACACGUACAACAAUCAUGUUUAUUACGGAAUUGGUCAAAUUAAUCACCAGUGGAGGAGAUUUACUAGAGACUUAGUGAUAGAUUUACAAAAAGGUUUAUACUUAAAUGAUAAAAAUAAGAAGAAACUGUCUCGUUCGAAAUUAAAGAUGGUGAAGAUAACAUUAUAUGGAUCUGGGAUGAUCGAUAAUGUAACAUUGUCGACGAGCGAACACAUGGAGCAGUUCUAUGAUGCAGCUAGAUGGUUCGUCGCUAACCAGAAUAUUAGCUCUGGUGGAUGGGCGAACCCUGUUAGAAGGAAAGUAGCACCCGGAAUGGCUACUCUUGAACCUGGAUGGUACUCUAGUAUGGGUCAAGGACAUGCUAUAUCUGUGUUAGCAAGAGCGUACUAUCAUUCCGGCGAAGAACAAUAUCUACAAGCCGCUGUUAGAGGCUUGCAGCCUUUUAGAAUAUCUUCUAGUAAAGGAGGAGUAGCUGCAGUAUUUUUAGGUAAAUACGUAUGGUAUGAAGAGUAUCCUACAACGCCUUCCUCGUUCAUACUCAAUGGAUUUAUAUAUUCUUUAAUCGGUUUGUACGAUCUGAAAAGCAUAGCUACGGGUAAGGAUGCGGAAGAGGCAUCCAGGCUUUUCAAUCAGGGUAUGACGUCUUUGAAAAACAUGUUAACGUUGUACGAUACAGGUUCUGGUACUACGUACGACUUACGUCAUUACACAUUAAAGACAGCCCCGAAUUUAGCUAGAUGGGAUUAUCAUUCCACUCAUGUUAAUCAGCUUCUUCUCUUAAACUCGAUUGACAGCGAUCCAAUUUUCACUACCACCGCUGAACGGUGGAUAGGGUACAUGAACGGUAAAAGAGCAGCACACAAUUAAAUUGUUUUGGUUUCUAACGAUCGACUGAUUUUUCUAGCAUUAUUAUUACUCAUGACAAUUUUCUAUCUGGUUUUCUCUUCCGCUUUUGUACAUUUUGUAAAUAAUUUUGAAUAGACACGGAAAUGGACCAAAGUAUGAUUAUUUGUGCACGUACUUAUUGUUGGAGGAUAAUUAGGAUCGAUUUUCCGAUACUUUAUGACGAUCAUAAUUUCUUCAAUUCUUGAAGAGAAAACUACUAUAUUCACCAUGGCAAAUUAUUUUUAGUUGAAGCUUAGUGCAUUGUUACAUUUAAAAUGAGCUUAUUUAAUCCGUAGG